AUGGCCAGCAAACAUCAGAGGAAUUCCGCCCGUCCCUCAGGCGCGCCGUGGCAACGGCGGCCGUCGAAGAUGAAGCGCUGCGCGCGGCAACCCCAGUUCCAAGAGGCGGGGCAGGCGGAAGGGGUGGACAAACGCAAGGCGGGGCUGGCGGAGCAGGCACUGCUGCUGGACAAGAAGGCGAGGGCGGAGAAGGACGGGGUGAAGGACGGGGCGGAAGAACGGGGCGUGGUCGCGGUGGGCGCGGUGGUCGGGGGCGCGGCGGUGGCGGGCGUGGGCGAGCACGGGGUUCCUCACAGGAUCGGGCAGCCGUGGAGCGGCCUUUGGGGACCUCAGAGGCGCAGAGGCAGGAAUGGCAAAUGGCAGAGCAAGCCCAUGCUCCCCGAGCGACUCCACAGGCCCCGCGUGAUUUACGCCAAGUAUGCUCUCACCGCUCAGCAGAAGUCAUCCCUCGAGCUUCAGCUCGAAGACGUAUUCUACACGUGCGGGAACCCCCUGUUUCCGGGCGGCACGUCGCCCGUGGUUCCGGAGCAAUUCCCGGUGGUCGUACAGCCCACUCCCCUUCGUCCUCCCCCCUCGGUCGGCGAUGCGAGCGCGGUCCCUGGAAACCGUCAACCGGCAGCUGCACAUGGCCUUGAUGAUGGCGCGACACCGCCUCCGAAAGCUCGAACGACGGCCAUGGACGAGGAGAUGGUGGAUCGGGAACCAGCCUUCCCAGGGGAAACCACAGGAGCUCAGUCCCCUAGUGGAGAACUCCCUGCCAGUGCUGCAUCUGCAGAACAGGGCUCCCAGGGUGGCCCCCGGCCUGUGCCAACUCGGCUGCCUGCUCGGACUGUCUCGUUGAGCCAGGCUGCGAAAGACGAGCACAGCCGGAAGCCCGUGCACGAGGUGGCUUUUGUCCGCCAAGGGGUCACUUGCGCGGAUGACGUGGAGAGGACAUAUUACGCGCAAGCAGUGCCCAACGCCUUCAACAGGUGUUGCAAGUAUUGCGGUGACAUGGAGGAUCUUGUUGAGGACGAUCCAAACUUAUUGGCAAGGUUUGCAACCGUAUUGCCGAUCUGUGCUGAGUGUAAGGCCAAGGGAAGACCCGUAUGCAAGUACGCGCCCAAGCUAGUAGUCACAGGGCUGAAUACGUCGGCCGCGGGACCAAGCAGGCCGACCACUUAA
Klebsormidium nitens is the source of this 1164-nucleotide messenger RNA. Lineage: Eukaryota; Viridiplantae; Streptophyta; Klebsormidiophyceae; Klebsormidiales; Klebsormidiaceae. The record is from the annotation of a GenBank genome assembly.